CCUGUUCCGCGGGAUGUACCCAGUCGCCGUCACUCCUCCCAAGCCCUAACCAAAAAUCCAUCCCCCCCUUGCCGCUGGCGGCGGCCACCACCGGCGAGCCGGCGUCCCCCCGCCUACCUUGCCCCGGAGCCCGACUCCACCGGCGAGCCCUCCCCUCCCCGCCGACGAGCGCGCCCCUACCCCCUACCGCCGGGAGCGCGCGCGUCCGCUGCGCAUCCUCGCGCCGUCGGGUGACUUGUGGCAAGCAAAAUGGCUUUCUCAUCGGUUUUCAGGAGAGUGAAUGUCAAAGAGCUGAUCUCAAAUGCUUCAGUGUAUGCUAGCGCAGCAGAAUCUUCUGGAGCAAUGAGCUUGGUGUUUAGACGCUGGGCCACCAAGAAGACUGCUGGAUCAACAAAAAAUGGCCGUGACUCCAAUCCCAAGUAUUUGGGUGUCAAGAAGUUUGGUGGAGAGAAAGUGGAACCAGGAAACAUCAUUGUCCGCCAACGAGGAACGCGUUUCCACCCUGGGAACUACGUCGGCAUGGGCAAGGAUCACACUCUCUUCUGCCUGAAGGAAGGCCACGUACGAUUCGAGCGCAACAAGCUCACUGGCAGGAAAUGGGUUCAUGUUGAGCCUGUGGCUGGUCAUGUGCUCCACCCUGUCUACGUCAAUGGCUCGACUACUGCAGCUGACCUGGAUGCACAGUUGUAGCGGCCAUGCAGUUGCUUAUGCUUGUCAUCAUCACCACCAAGUGCCUAUUAUUACACAUUGCAACUUGUUCCAGUAAAGAUGCUUGCGAGUAAGAAAUGCUGCUAUACGUAGUUUCAGUGAGGACUGAGGAGCAGAGAAUUUCAGCUUGCUUAA
This is a messenger RNA of Setaria italica (foxtail millet), 843 nucleotides long. RefSeq names its product 50S ribosomal protein L27. The coding region runs from base 250 to 690 and encodes 146 amino acids. Gene Ontology annotation, biological process: translation. The record is from RefSeq and is a predicted model, not a curated record. The transcript is spliced from 4 exons. Gene Ontology annotation, cellular component: ribosome. Gene Ontology annotation, molecular function: structural constituent of ribosome. NCBI's taxonomy places the organism in Eukaryota, Viridiplantae, Streptophyta, Magnoliopsida, Poales, Poaceae.